Porites evermanni is the source of this 248-nucleotide messenger RNA. NCBI's taxonomy places the organism in Eukaryota, Metazoa, Cnidaria, Anthozoa, Scleractinia, Poritidae. The record is from the annotation of a GenBank genome assembly.
UUUAGUUACCGUUGGUUUGCACAUGUACGGUCACUGUCUUUCAAUGCUUAUUCCCUUUUUUCAGGCUUAAAGAACGACAAAUAAGCUUCGGGCGAAUUGACUUAGUCUGGGCGAACUGCUAUUGGGCGAAACGACCUGAUACCGUGCAGUGCAGUCGCGCUGUGAAAAGUGGUGCGACAAACACACUGUCACAACAUCCCUACUCUCUGAGAUCCUGGCAGAAGUUUUACCCAUUUUCCAUGAGAUAA